Molecule: messenger RNA, 819 nt
Organism: Colletotrichum orchidophilum
Lineage: Eukaryota; Fungi; Ascomycota; Sordariomycetes; Glomerellales; Glomerellaceae
Exons: 1
Coding region: 1-819 (272 amino acids)
Source: RefSeq, a predicted model, not a curated record
AUGUCUACCACCAAGCCCACUUUCGUCCUCGCUCCUGGUGCGUGGCACAAGGAGACCUGCUACUCGCCCGCUCAGAAGAUUCUCGAGUCUCGCGGCUAUCCCGUCGAGGCCGUUGAGUACCCCUCUGUCGGCGCUGAGCCCCCAACCAAAGGCCUGACAGAUGAUGCCAAUGCGGUCAGAGCUGUCCUCCAGAGACUCGCCGACGAGGGCAAGGAAAUCGUUCUGGUCGUGCACUCCUAUGGCGGUCUUGUCGGAGCCAAUGCUGUUGAAGGCCUUGGCUACAAGCAGCGCGCCAAGGAGGGCAAGAAGGGCGGUGUUAUCACUUUCGUCUACCUCAGUGCCUUUGUUGUGCCCAAGGGCAAGUGCAUCAGAGAGAUGCUUGGCGGCCAGUUCCUCCCCUGGAUGAAGUUUGAGGUAAGACGAUGCGGAGAAAAGCGGGUGGAUGACCAGACCCCCAAACUCACAUUUUUGCAGGGCAACUACGUCUACGCGGAGACUCCUGAAGUGUUCUUCUACCACGACGUUGAGCCCGAGACCCGCGCCAAGGCCAUUGAGCAGCUGCAGCACCAGUCCGCCCAGGUCUUUGACGAUGUCGUUACCUACGAGCCGUGGCACGAGAUCGACUCCAUGUUCUUCUUCUGUGACGAAGACAAGGCGAUUCCCCUCGCUGUCCAACAGGGCAUGGCCACCAUUCUCGGCCCUACCGCCAUCACCUACUCUUCCAAGGCCUCCCACUCCCCCUUCCUGUCUCAGCCCGGUGAUGUCGCCGAGGGUUUGGAGCUUGCUGCCAAGGUUGGGCAGGAGAGAGUCAAGGCUUAA